AUGUCGUACGGAAUCAAUGACUUCGAGCAGACACAGCACGGGAGCGGCUAUUCCUCGGGAAGUGUUGGCUACGAAUUCGGUCAAUUCGAUUACACUGACCAGGAGUACAACACGGCAUCCCUGGCCACCCCUCAACCGCCGCCGCCCUCUAUGUUCACGCCAUCGGCGGUCGACAACUUCGACGACCCCUUCACGGGAAUGCCGGGCCAGCGCUCGACCGACCCGUACGCCGACGAACCGCCACUUCUCGAGGAGUUGGGAAUCAAUUUCGACCAAAUCGUGCAGAAGACAUAUGCGGUCCUCAAUCCCCUGCGACGGCCCGACCCCUCCAUUCUGCACGACUCAGACCUGGCCGGCCCUCUCGUCUUCUGUCUGGCCUUCGGUUCGUUUCUACUGGUGUCGGGAAAAGUGCACUUCGGCUACAUCUAUGGGUUCGGUCUCAUGGGCUGCCUCGCCAUCUACUCACUCCUCAAUCUGAUGGCCACUCCAGACAUCGCCAUAUCGAUCGCCUGCACGGUCUCUGUGUUGGGCUAUUGUCUGCUUCCGAUGGUUGUGCUGUCGGGUCUAUCCAUACUAAUCAGUCUGAAGGCGUUGGUGGGAACGAUAUCCGUGUUUCUGGCGAUCACGUGGUGUGCGGUCAGUGCGUCCAAACUGUUUGCGAUCGCACUCACACUCCACAACCAACAGGCGCUCAUCGCCUAUCCCUGUGCUCUCCUUUACGGCGUUUUCGCGCUUUUGACAGUUUUCUAG
Messenger RNA from Oppiella nova, 750 nucleotides. Lineage: Eukaryota; Metazoa; Arthropoda; Arachnida; Sarcoptiformes; Oppiidae. The record is from the annotation of a GenBank genome assembly.